AUGAGGGCUGGUUUUUUGUUCGUUCUACUUGGUGCUUUAACGUUAAUCGGCUCUUUGCCCGUUGAGGAAACAGGAGUGACUUCCACAGACCCUGUGGCAAAGCUACCCCCUGGUGACGAGGAACAUUACGACUCUUCAGUUGGAAGUGCUCUGCUAAGAAUAUUCAACAGGAGAGCUGGUGGUGGUAGGUCUGGUGGUGGUGGUGCCUCAUCAGGUGCAAAGGGUGGUUCCAGUGGCUCCUCGGGUUCUUCUUCAGGAACAAAAGGUGGUUCGUCUGGGAGCGGAAGUGGCGAAGGUUCCAAUGGGGCCCCACCGGCUUAUUCUCCAAAGGACCCAAAUGCACCCCCAGCAUACUCUCCUAAAGACCCUAACAGUGGGAACUCGGGUAAUACAGGUAACACAGGUAACACAGGUAACACAGGUAACACAGGUAACUCGGGCAAUACAGGUAACUCAAACAGUGGUAGUAACGUUGGUGCUGGUGCGAUCGGUGCUGGUGCUAUUGGCGCUGGUGCUGCAGCUGGUCUCGCGAGCAGUCAUAGUGGAUCCAAUGGUACAUCUUACACGAAUUCUACAUCCGAUACAGAAUCUAGCAGUCCAGGGAGCUCUUCAAGCACCUCUUCUGCCACGUCCAGCUCUUCUGCUACGUCCAGCUCUUCAUCCACUACCGCUUCACGUGAGAACGCUGGUCUAAGAAACCAGAUUGGUCAUGGACACAUUUUGGGUGGUGUCGGCAUUGUCUGCAUGUUCCUAUGA
Huiozyma naganishii CBS 8797 is the source of this 756-nucleotide messenger RNA. RefSeq lists its product as uncharacterized. Bases 1 to 756 code for a protein of 251 amino acids. The record is from RefSeq and is a predicted model, not a curated record. The transcript has a single exon. Lineage: Eukaryota; Fungi; Ascomycota; Saccharomycetes; Saccharomycetales; Saccharomycetaceae.